AUGUUCAACUUGGCAGUGCUGAGCGCAGUCACUUGAGCGCAGUGAGUGCAAAAAGGUGUGUCCCUCAAUUAAGAAUAAGUUCAGAGCGAAUGGAUUUUCUACUACGAGUACCCAGUGGAGAAACACCAAGUCACGACGGACGAUGGAUACACGAUUGAGAUGCAGCGAAUUCCAGUCGGGAGAGAUAGUCGGACAAUCGAUGGCUGCCAAGUCCGUCCCGUGGUAAUGUUCAUGCACGGACUGUUCAGUUCUGCGGAUCAGUUCGUUCUGAAUCUUCCCUCUCAAAGUGCCGCUUUUGUGUUUGCGGAUGCCGGAUUCGAUGUGUGGCUUGCAAAUAUCCGUGGAACACGGUACGGAAGAGGCCACACAGUCUUUACACCGAGUGACAAACAGUUUUGGAAUUUUUCGUAAGAAUCAACUGAACAACUUGAAAUUUAACGAUAAUAUCUCAGGCUGUACGAACACGCUCAUUAUGAUCUUCGCCAGCAAAUAGAGUACGUUCUAGACGUAACAAAGCAUGAAUCCCUUUUCUACGUCGGACACAGUCAAGGGACCGCGCUCAUGUUCCUCCAGCUUGCUGAGGCCGAUCACCAGUGGCAAAAGAAGAUCCGUGCGUACUUCGCACUUGGUCCAGCGGGAGGCUUCAUCAAACCGUUCUUCCCGUUGGAUCUGCUGGAGAACAAGCAAAUUCAAGAGCUAACUCAAUUGGUUUUCGACGGGCGAAUGGGUAUUUCACCAAUCACAGUUCCAUCCAAACUGGUGAACGCAUUCGCCGACUGGUGCUCUUCUGAGACAAUUGAGCAUAUCUGUCAUGUGUUGUUAGAUUUUGGGGACGGUCGGGAGUCAUUGGGACAAUUGAACGACUCGAGAAUUUCCAUUUAUUUCGAUCACUUUCCUACCAUGACUUCCACAUUGAACAUUCUCAGUUGGAUUCAAGUGUUCAAGUAUCAUCAGUUGGGAAGAUUGGAUUUAGGCUCGAAAAGGAAUCUGGAGGCAUACGGUCAACCGAAUGCUCCGUUGUUCAAUUAUUCCAAUAUUGUGGCCGACACUUAUCUUUACAUGGGGUAAAUUUAUUAGCACUUGGAUAUUUCGCAAAUUGUUUUGUUUUAGAAAAGAUGAUAUGAUAACAAAUGGACAGGAUGCAAGAGAUACUAUAGUCAAGAAUUACGGACCUGGACUCAAAGCCGUCAUCGAUCUGGAUCACUUCACUCAUUUAGACUUUGCAAUUGGACUGAGAGCCACCGACGAAGUAUACAAACCCAUCAUUUAUAGAAUUUACAACAGUAUCAGAAAAGAUGGCUGUUGAAACGAUUUCCUGAAUAAAUCAGACUCUACGCAACCGUGUUUUUGUUUUCAGUUUCUGUGCUCACUAGGUUCGAAAGAUCUCAACGAGAACAUUGAAGACAUGUUCUUUAAUUUUGCUGCCGACCUCUGAAACUCGAGAAAACUUAGCCUAAAGUCUAAAUCCACAGUAUCACAUGUGAUAUUGCGAAAGUUACCAACGAACAAACAGGGAUAGGAUGUAACCGACUUAUUGAACCGAUUCUAUAUUUGCAGAACACACAAAUCGAAUAACUAUCAUUCGUCCUUAUCGGACUCAGCUUCGUCUAUCCCCGCCAUCACUGUUUCUACUCUUGACACUUCUUGAGCCGUUGGUACAUCCGUCAGAUAUCUGCGCAGUCCGGUAUCUCAUCUCUAACGACUUCUUGCUUUAUUUUCUCGGAUGACACACCUUUCGCCUAUAGAAGAUUUGCCGAGCCUCUUUUGAAAAAGCGAUGUGUGACUUCUACUUUGUCCGUUGUCAGCAAGGUCUUCCAGAUGUUCGAAACUGCGUUCGCCGAAUGUUUCCUGCCGUUUGUGAAAUUUGGAAUAAGAAACUCACUAUGUUACGAGGCCCUCGAUUCCUCCGCUUUCCAACGAUUGAGGAGGCAGUCGAUCUUUCCUGGUACUCAAAAUACGUUGGUCUCCCAAGCGCCAAUUGAUCGUUGGAUGUGUAAGCGAACGUUUCGAGACUCGGUAAGUUAACUGCGUCUUUCAAUAGUUCUCCAUAUUUCGUUAAAUAGUUCGUUAAAGAAAGAACAUAUAAUUCUAGCGACCCGUGAGAGGAAAAAGAGCGGAAUCGGUUGUCCACCGACGACUGCGAAGAGUUACUGAAACUCACUCAAACAUUAAUCCUCUGGCAGUACUUGACAUCCGGCCCACAUGGCUCGUGCCGCUCGCUCUCUCGAUAAUCAACUCCGUAAAGUUGACCUGUAACAGAACAUGAUGAAUCAAAACACAAGUGCAGAUGUCCGGCUCCGUUCCGGCUGCAGGGGAUGCAUUCCAAGCAUACCUUCUGUUUCAACGUAACAAACCAGCGGAUUGUACAGUCUGUUCUUCGGUUUCUCCAAGUUUUCUGUUCUGUUUUGGGAACUUUCUGAUCAAUGAGCACGCGGGAGUGUAAAUCGAAGAACACAUGUCUAUUGUUCAUUAAGUAAAAUGUAGUCUUAACAGUCAGACAGCUCACAUUAUCAGUUGUUAAUCUUGUCCUUUUUGUUGUCGCCACGUGCUCAACUACACUUAAAGACUAUUAUAAAAGAGAAGACGAUAAUUAGAGUGAAUGAUACACAUAAUGAGGACUGUGCAGCAACUUUUAUCUGUUUUCCUGUUUCUGAUAUCAAAUGUGGAUCUUCACAGUCUAGAGGAACGCUUGAACGCAGUGAGUGCAAAAAGUUGUGCCCCUCAUUUAAGAAUAAGUUCAGAGCGAAUGGAUUUCCUACUACGAGUACCCAGUGGAGAAACACCAAGUCACGACGGACGAUGGAUACACGAUUGAGAUGCAGCGAAUUCCAGUCGGGAGAGAUGGUUUGUUCGCUUUUCCUGUUUCCUGUAUCUUUGAAAUAAAACCCCUUUCAGCUCGGACAAUCGAUGGCUGCCAAGUCCGUCCCGUGGUAAUGUUCAUGCACGGACUGUUCAGUUCUGCGGAUCAGUUCGUUCUGAAUCUUCCCUCUCAAAGUGCAGCUUUUGUGUUUGCGGAUGCCGGAUUCGAUGUGUGGCUGGCGAAUAUCCGUGGCACACGGUACGGAAGAAACCACACAGUUCUUAAACCGAGUGACAAACGAUUCUGGAAUUUUUCGUAAGAAUCAACUGAACAACUUGAAAUUUAACGAUAAUAUCUCAGGCUGUACGAACACGCUCAUUAUGAUCUUCGCCAGCAAAUAGAGUACAUUCUGGAGGAGACAAAGCAAGAAUCCCUUUUCUACGUCGGACACAGUCAAGGGACCACGGUCAUGUUCCUCCGACUAGCUGAGGCCGAUCCUCAGUGGCAGAAGAAAGUGCGAGGAUUCUUCGCUCUCGGUCCAUCUGGAGGCUUCUUCAAACCGUUCUUCCCAUUCGAUCUGCUGGAGAACAAGCAAAUCCAAGAGCUAAUUCAAGUAGUUCUCGACGGGAGAAUUGGAAUUUUACCAAUCACAGUUCCCUCCCAACUGGUGAGCCUAGUGGGCGAGCUGUGCUCUUCGAAGACAAUUGAGCCCAUCUGUACGCUGAUCUUGGAUAUUGGAGGCGGAUGGGAGUUGUUGGGGCAGUUCAACAGCUCGAGAAUUUCCAUUUAUCUCGAUCACUUUCCCUCAGUGACUUCCACAUUAAACCUGCUCAGUUGGGUUCAAGUGUUCAAGUAUCAUCAGUUGGGAAGAUUGGAUUUGGGAUCGAAAAGGAAUCUGGAGGCCUACGGUCAACCGAACGCUCCGUUGUUCAAUUAUUCCAACAUUGUGGCCGACACUUAUCUUUACAUGGGGUAAAUUUAUUAGCACUUGGAUGAUGUACACAUUGUUUUUCAGGAAAGAUGACAAGAUAGCUGAUGAACAGGAUGCGAGAGAUGUCAUUGUCAAGAAUUACGGAUCAGGGCUCAAAGAUGUCAUCGCACUGGAUCACUUUACUCAUUUUGACUUUGCAAUUGGACUGAGAGCCACCGACGAAGUAUACAAACCCAUCAUUUAUACAAUUUACGAUAGUAUUAAAAAAGACGGAUGUUGAAACGAUUUUUUGAAUAAACCAGACUUUACGCAACCGUGUUCUUGUUUCCAGUUUCUAUGCGGCUAUACCCAUUGCCAUCAAAGCUUUUUUGUAUUCGAUCACAAAGAGAGCAUUUCCAUGAACAUGUAUGGAAAGGAGUGUGAAAAGGAGCACAAGCACCUGCGCAUUGGUGCACGUAAACAGCCAUUCUAUCGACCCGUGAGAGGAAAAAGAGCGCGAGAGUGAGAAAGAGAGCGAACUCGGUUGUCAGGCUACGGCUGCGAAGAGUUACUCAAACGAAAACUCACAUUUUUUCUAUACUAAACUCUUCAAACUAAUAUCAAUCAGGUGGGUCUAUUCUUUCUUGUUACCAUUGGAAGUCCGGAAGGAGGGCCGAGAACCGACUGAAUCUCAUUGACCCCGUUCCAUAUCAAAUGACGCUUUCUUCUUCUGCUUCUUCUUCCUUCUUUCAAUUCAAUUCUCGUCGUUUUCGACGAGAGUAGAGAAGAGGCUUUUAGUUAUCAUGAGCGGGACCGACCAGUUGGCGAUGACCUCGAACUGUCAUUUGAUUUCGUGAUUUUGUUGAGAAUUUCCUCUAGUUUCAAACAAACUCGUUUCGUUCCGUUUCUGCCAGGGUCAAAUAUUUUUGGCAAAUAAAUCUGCCUUCCUCGAUCCGAACCGGUUUGGUUUCGAAGGAGGAAGGAGACAAGGGAUGGGUAAUCUCAAAAUCUUUUGAUAUCCGAAUCAGUAGGAGGUAAUCCAUGUAAAAAGAAAUGUUGCGUUCUAUUGUCGUCCUAGAGACCAAAGAGGAACACCCACUAAUCGACGACCCGCUGUUCUGUUUUUCGCCAUUUUUCUCUGAUAAUUAAUUUCGCUGGUCGGUCGAUGCUUUUUUGCGGAUGACAAAUGGGCGAAAACACGUCGUUGAAGGGGGAGAAAGUAAAGCGAAGAAGUUAUGAUUAGCCGGCCGGGCGGACUGGUUCCGCGCCUGCCGCCACCUCUCUUCCGCUGUUCUGCCGUCCAUUCCCCCGUCAUCGUCUGUUUCUUCUUCUUCUUCUUCCUCUUCUUCUUUAUCAUCAUCUUACUUCUUUGCAAAUUUUUGGAUGGAUUCAAAGUCGAAAUCGAAAUUGGAAUCGUAGCCUACAUUCUACCAGUAGUCGUCUGAUCAUCUGUCGUUUUGAAGGAAUGCGAGGAGAUGACGUGACAUCGAGUAGAAAGUGCGAGAAUGUCGACGAAGUCAGUUAUGGUUACAGACGCGUUGAACCGAAACCCGACAAACGAUGUCAGUUGAUGGAAGGAGUGGGAACGCAAGUGGAACAGCAGGAGCCCAAUCUCCUCCACCUACACAGUCUCCUUCUCUCGCCGUCUUUCCUCUCUCUCCUUUCCAGUUUGCUUUUUUUUUGCAUUUUGCCAACAGAAGCCGCUAAUGUCUUCUGCUUCUCUCGUGUCGACGCCCGCCCGAUCUGCCGCAAUAUCAGUCGUUUUCGUCCUCAGUCAUCGUACACUUCUUUCUCUUUAAGCCACUUUUCACAACAAUAACCUCAUUCUUGCUGGAUUUAAGCCUUUUCAGUCAAAGGUCGCACAUAUUCUUCCAAAUAUGUUUUCGUCCUUCUUUGCUAAAUAUAUUUGUCCAUCCGUUGGCAGUGCUAUCAAAACACCUUGUCUGUGCCGGUAUCAUCUGGUUUUCCACCAUCUUCUCGCCUCUUACCUGACAAUUAAAAACAUCCGUUCUCUGUCGAAAGUACGGACGGUUACCACACAAAUUCCAAGAUCGUACAGUGUUGGCCGGUUGGUCAAUGCGGGGGAAUUCCCAUAAGUAUGAAUGUGUUCCCCUGACGAUUAUGUGUUUCGGAAGCAUGCCACGUCAUCGUUUGCAAAAAGAGGAAAGUGCGAAAAAAAGUGACGGCAUCUCAGAUAUCAUCUUCUUCCACCCUCUCCAUUUUGGUCGCUGGGACCGUCAUCCUGAGCACAAACUACAAUUGCCAACUGUAGUGUAUAUUUGAGAACCUGUUUACCAGUCUAGCCUAGGCUAUGAUCGGGAAGGGAUCGAAGGAAAUGUAGCCCACAAAGUGGUCCCCAGACAUUCGAGAAAAACAAGCAACAAAAGGGAAUGACUGCAACAACAGUCCGUCGAAAUGUGUGCAGCAGUAGAGGCGGGCAUGUGAUGGUAUAGAACGCUGAAAACAAUACUUACAUCAUCACAAUAUGCACUUUUGCUGAAAAUAAACACUGAUGACGAUCUGAACAUCUAUUGAAAUGUCAUUGAUCUGGAAAGAGCAAAGUUCUCAAAAGUUUGAAACAUGGGAGGCGUAGCCGAACUGCUUGUGGAUUUUUUCAAGACAAGAAGCUUAUUGAGUCCUUCACUCUGAUAUUACCUUCUUUUCUCUUCCCAACUUUGUAUCCUGAUCACCAAAUCACAUCUAGAUCGACGAAGUUAGUCUGUAUUUGUGACCGUACUACAAAAAAGUGCGCGUCUAGUUUGUCUUCCUCUAUUUUCACCGGCGCUGACUCUUCGUCCAUCUGACCCGCAAGUCAUUCCUCCGUCAUUUUUUCUCCGUCUCUUGUUAUUUGCCGUCCGUCAUUACAGAAAUCACCGGAGACGUCGUCGCUCUGCGUCUCUUCUCCCUCUUUCUCUCAGCCCCUUCUCUCCGUCAAGAAUCUCCGCCCAUGUAUUUCACGACACCGAAUUUUUUGCCGGCGUGGUGCUAUUUAAAGGGCCCGCGGAUCGGCGAGCAUCCACCGCUGUCUUACUAUCAUUUUGGACCGGUUCCGAGAACCGAGAAACUGCAUCUGAAGCAGCGAAAAAAGAAUUCCAAAAUCAAAUUCAAAAUGCCGCAGCUACUUAUGAAAAAGCGUUCGGGUAAGUGGGGGAGCAUUAGAGAUUCGGCUUGAAAUGCUACUCAGUUUCUGAUUCGAUCCUAUUUUCAGCUCGUGUUCGAACUUCGAGCAAUCCUUCCAAUAUGGGAUCGUGCUUCUCCACUUUCAAAACUGGAAGGGAAGAUAAUAAGGUGAGUUGCGUUCUUGUCGCGAACUAUAAUUAUAAUAAUGCUGCCAUUUAUAGAUAGUCCGAGUCCAGCAGGGUCUUCUCGAAGGCUACCGAGUCAGUAACCCGGACGGUAAACCGUGCGACGUUUUCCUCGGAAUUCCGUUUGCAGAGCCGCCGGUUGGACGUCUUCGCUUCCAGGUACGAACCAGUUUGGCGUCGGCCGCUUAUUGAUAGGAAAUUUGCCGAAUUCUUCGAAAUCUUCUAGACAGUUCCUCUCCUCUAGUGGUCAUUGAAAGUGACCUUCAACUGAUGAGUGCGGUCACAGUUUUUGGGGUUUUUGGGGGACGAUGAGCUUGAUCAGAAACGAACGUUUUGCAGAAACCACAACCUCCACUCGCGUGGGACGGUAUCCGCAAGUGCACAAAGUACCCGAACCGCUCGAUUCACAAAGAAAUGCCGUGGGACAAGGCGUUGCCAAGGGCGAAUCAGAGCGAAGAUUGCCUUUAUCUCAACGUGUUUGCGCCUCAAAUCAAAGAGGACAAGGUGGGAAGAGAGAGGCGGAGAGGAAGAGGUUUAGAGUGAAAUCAUUUCAGAAGUACCCAGUGUUAUUCUACAUUCACGGAGGGGGAUAUAUGAUGGAUUCGGCUGAGAGAUACACUCCCAAGAACAUCUGCAGACUUCUCGUCUCGCGAGAAAUCAUCGUGGUCACUUGCCAUUAUCGUCUCGGCUUCCUCGGAUUUCUCUCGACUGGGGACGAUGUGUGUCCCGGAAACUUUGGAUUGUACGACAUGCUCGAGGCGCUCCGAUGGACCCAUUCCAACAUUUCCUCGUUCGGCGGAGACCCCGACGCCAUCACCCUCUCCGGCCAGUCUGCCGGAGCCGCCGCCGCCGACCUUCUCUCUUUCUCGCCUCUUGCCAAAGGACUCUUUAAGCAGAAGAUCGUGAUGGGCGGCAACUCGUACUGUCAUUGGGCGGCCACUUCGAAGCAAGACAUCAGAGAGUACUGCAAGAAGUGGGGACAACGUCUCGGCUGGAAACCGAAGGCCGAGUACGCGUCGAAACGGGAAGAGAGUACCGACCUCUUCAACUUUUUCAAAGGGCUGCCCACUUCAAAGUGAGAACCGUUUCCGGAAGUGAUCAAGUUCAACCUGUUCUCUUCUUUUCAGACUUGGAGUGACAAUGUUCUUCUCGAAGACCAUCUUCAAAGAGUGUAAGCUGCCGUUGGCUCCGGUCGUCGACGGGCACAUCCUCCCGCACAGCCUGAAGAUCCUUCGCGAGACCCAGGAACACGUACCGUCGCUGGUCGGUGGCGGCGAGUACGAGGCCCUCCUUUUUUGUAAGUUCAACGAUAAAUUCCUGGCGAGACGUAAUUGAAGUCUCCAAUUCCAGGCGCAAUCGGUUUGCUACGAGGCAGUGAGAAGGAAAUAAACGAUGCCAUCGAUGUUUUGGCGAAGAAAAGCGGCUUAGCCCGGGCGAAGAUCGAGGCGAUGACCGAGAAAGUCUACGGAGAUUCUCCAGUCUUGAGAGCCAAUGGAAAGGCGAGGAAGAGGUUUUACGUGGACGUAAGAGGCAUCCCGCUUGGAGGCAAAGUAACGGAACAAGUUUCAGUUGAUCUCCGACGUCUUCGCAAACUACGGCAACUACCGAUUUAUGCGAGACGCUCAGCAGCGAGGCGUCGACUGUUACGGCUACUCGUUCGACCACCAGAGCAAGCAGAUGUGGGGGUGGCUGCAGCACGUGGUUCCGUUCACCGGCGGCACACACACUUCAGAACUUUCCUACCUUUUCGACUGCAAUUACAUGUCUGCACCGCUCGGAAUGAACAAAAUGGACAAAGUGGUCAGCGAAAUGACUGCCGAGUACUGGACGAACUUUGUCAAGUUUGGGUUAGUCAUCCACUUGUGUUCCCUCAAAACGAAUUCCUUCCGAUUACAGUACUCCAAACGGCCCGGGAUCCCAACUUCCGAUUUGGGAACCUAUUUCGAAAGGCGACGACAGAAUGCGACUGUUCAGUUUGAAACCGGCUCCGGAGAUGAAAUCGACGUUGUACGGAGACCGGAUGCAGCGGUACGAAGAGCACCUCGGGAUCAUGUACGAGGAGAAGAGCUCCGCUCCGAUCUCUCCGAUCAUUUCUGCUGGAAGCGACAAUAGUCUUCACAUUCUUGUCAACUGA
Messenger RNA from Caenorhabditis sp. 36 PRJEB53466, 9149 nucleotides. The record is from the annotation of a GenBank genome assembly. NCBI's taxonomy places the organism in Eukaryota, Metazoa, Nematoda, Chromadorea, Rhabditida, Rhabditidae.